AUGUUUACAAGUGUUUAUAAGGCGGGAUUCUUUCCACUUGUGUCCGCAACUAGGACUUGUUGUAUUAAGACCACCUCGAGGAGUAGAAGCUUUUCAACGAUUACAGCAGUAGCAGAAGCGUUUGUUAGUCUUCAUGAAGUUACAAAUAUUCCCUGGGUGAUCUUAAUACCUCUGUCUUCAGUUACAUUAAGAACGUUGUUUACUCUACCAUUGAGUAUACUUCAAAGACAAAGAUUGGUAAAACAGAAUAAUCUGAGGAAUGUUGUGUUAUCAAUCAAGCCAGUUGUGGCAUUAAGGUUGGCUCAAACUCAAAAACUAACACCAGAACAGAUUAAGAUGCUGUCUCUAAAAGAAUCUAGAAAUAGACAGAAGAAACUAUUCAAGAAAUACAAUAUAGAUUUAUGGAAAAAUAUGAUUUUACCGUUAGUACAGAUACCUCUUUGGGUUACCAUCUCAUUAGGAAUUAGAAGGUUGGUCACUGACCCUGAUUCAAACACCAUGCAUGUACUCAAAGAGACAAAUACCGACAAUAUCCUAUACGCUAAUAAUAUUCUUGAAUCUACAUUGGACCUCAGUUUGCCAUUUGAACCAUUGCCCAUGUUGCUUCCUGUAAUCUUAGGAACAUUAUCUAUCAUGAAUGUUGAAUACAAUGGGAUUAUGUUUGCAAGAAGAAGAGAUAAGGCGUUAGUAGGGGGGAAACUGAGCAAUGCGAUGAACAGUGUCUUGAAUGUCUCAAGAAUGAGUAGUGUAUUCAUGAUGGGCAUCUCCACACAAACUUCCAUGAUAUUGAGUAUUUAUUGGAUUACAUCGCAAUUAUUCUCAUAUAUCCAAAACAAACUGCUUGACUGCCUAUGGCCAUUGCAUAACAAGAACGACUUAAUGUAA
Tetrapisispora phaffii CBS 4417 is the source of this 885-nucleotide messenger RNA. RefSeq names its product membrane insertase COX18 (gene COX18). The record is from RefSeq and is a predicted model, not a curated record. Gene Ontology annotation, cellular component: mitochondrial inner membrane. Gene Ontology annotation, biological process: protein insertion into mitochondrial inner membrane from matrix; mitochondrial respiratory chain complex IV assembly. The transcript has a single exon. Bases 1 to 885 code for a protein of 294 amino acids. NCBI's taxonomy places the organism in Eukaryota, Fungi, Ascomycota, Saccharomycetes, Saccharomycetales, Saccharomycetaceae. Gene Ontology annotation, molecular function: membrane insertase activity.